AUGUCUGAUGAUACGGAGGAAGUUGUGAAAGUGCUCUAUGAUUAUAAAUAUUCUGAUGAUACCGGCCAUGUAGAAAUAAAAACUGGUGACAUAUACAGGUUGAUUGAGAAAACGAACAACGAGUGGUGGCAGGUGUACGAUCCAUCUGAUGCAGACGGAGAAUCUUUCUUUGUACCAGCCAAGUAUGUGAAAAUUGUUUCUGAGAAAAGUCCAUGGAAAACUAUUUCUGAUUUAGAUAAAUUAUUAACAUUUGGUGUGAAUUUGGAUACGUCUGAAAAUCUUUCAGAAACAGAGGAAGAGGAAGAUACCUUUAGAGAUUCUGUUUUUAAAGAGUCAAGUGAAUCAAAUGGCUUAGAGUCAAAGAAACAGUCUCAGGAAGAAAAUAUAGAAGCUGAUUAUGCAAAUGUUCCAUACAAACCACCUGAUGCUGGAGAUGAUGGAGAGUAUGUUAAUUUGGAUCAGUUUAGGGAUGCGGCUGGUAUUCCCAUUCUGAAAGCUGAUGGUGUUUUGGGAUCUAGUGAGGCCAUUUCUCCUUCAGACACAUUAACAGACUUGUCUGAAACAUCACAAGAACUCAUUCAAGGGUCUGUACCCCCACCUUUGCCUGGGGAAGGAAAGUUUAUCAGAGUUCUUAUGAAAGACCAGCCAUGGGAUAUAUAUAAGGAAAAUGUUUUAGGAAGAUUAUAUUUUGUUAAUCGAGAAACAGGAGAGAGAGCGUGGAAGCCCCCAAGAAAGAUUGCUUCACCCUUAGACCAGUUAAAGCCUGCGCAGCCUGUUCAGUCACCCAGGCUUCCAGAGAUUAUUACAUCAGGAAGUCACUCAUGUGUAGCACUCAAUGAAGACUGGGUAGGGAUUCCGUCAGAGUAUGAGCAGGUGCAUGAUAAUGGCAGUGUAUAUUUUAUCCACAAGGCUACACAAGAUAAGUGGAAGACCUUAGUUGACAAAGUAGGCCGUCAAUAUUUUCACAAACUCGGCUCCAGUGACACACAGUGGACACUUCCCUCGGCCCCUGAUGUCCCUGAUAAAGAAAAUCUUUUAAGAACCACUGAAUUUCCAGUCCAGCAAAGAGAACGUAGGUGGGAACCAGUGGGCCAGCGUCUAAGCACAUUUGGAGGCCAAUCAAUGAGAGCUAACAAGGCUAAAUCAACAUAUGGCCAGAUAGAGACAACUGCAAGUAGUAAGGCUUCCACUCUGCCUGCAAACUUUCCUAGCGUCAAAUCCAUGCCAUCGAUCAAU
Messenger RNA from Candidula unifasciata, 1236 nucleotides. Lineage: Eukaryota; Metazoa; Mollusca; Gastropoda; Stylommatophora; Geomitridae. The record is from the annotation of a GenBank genome assembly.